CAAAGAGGAAGUACUGUAUAAUGUUCAGCAUGACACAGUUUUUCUUUUCUCAAAACUUUAGGCAGUAACCGAGUCUCAGACACCAUUAGAGUUUUCCCAGGAACAUAAAAUACAUUAACAUGGACUACUCAUCACUGCUGUGGCUGUUGCUGUUAAAAUUAACUGCUAUCAUUUUUCAAGUCAUACCAGGGUCUCUGGCUCAGGGCUGGAGUGUGUCUCACACACCGAGCAGAUUGUGUGCUCUUCACAACUCUUCUGUUGCAUUACCCUGCAAAUACACCUACCCCAGCAACCAAACAGUCACCAGUUCUGCAUGGCACUAUAAAAGGUCAAAAGGCAUGGCUUUUGAAAGACAAAUAGCAUAUUCUCUCUCCGAUGGGUCAAACUGCUCUCUUACCCUGGACCGUGUGACUCAGGCUGAUGCUGGCGUUUAUCAGUUCAGCUUCAGAACCAGAGACUCCACCAAGGAUCUGAAAAAUGAAGAUGGAGUCACGCUGGAGAUAACAGAUCUCCAUGUGGACAUGGAGCCACAGAUGGACAUGGUGUUGGAGGGAGACUGGGUGAUGUUGAUCUGUGGCUCCUGCAUUCCUUCCCUCACUGUUCCCACCUACACCUGGUACAAAGACGGACAUCAGUUCAAGCAAACGCGUGGAGAUUAUCAUCUGGAACUAACAGACAUUAAAGUGGAGGAUGAAGGAAGCUAUCAGUGCUCUAUCACUGGCCAUGAAGGCCGGCGCUCCUCAGCUGUGAAUUUUACUGUUAUAUAUCCUCCAAAGAAUGUCUCAGUGUCCAUCAGUCCCUCUGGUGAGAUAGUGGAGGGCAGUUCGAUGACUCUGACUUGCAGCAGUGAUGCUAACCCACCUGUGGAGAUCUACACCUGGUUUAAGAAUAUGACAUCAGUAGAAAAAGGAAGGACCUACACCAUCUCCAACAUCAGCUCUGAGGACAGUGGAGAGUACAGGUGCAGGAGCAGUAAUGAAGUCGGACAUCAGGACUCCAGCAGUGUAACUCUGAAUGUUCUGUAUCCUCCAAAGAAGGUCUCAGUGUCCAUCAGUCCCUCUGGUGAGAUAGUGGAGGACAGUUCAGUGACUCUGACCUGCAGCAGUGAUGCUAACCCACCUGUGGAGAUCUACACCUGGUUUAAUGAAUCCUCAGCUGUAGGAUCCGGACAGAGUUACAGAGCUCUACAGAGUGGACAGUACUACUGCGAGGCUCAGAAUAAACACGGCUCUGAGAGAUCAGCUACAGUGUCUGUCACUUUACAUGUAUCUGGUCAUCCUAUAAUUGUGUACGUGUCUCUUGGAGUUGGACUUUUUGGCCUUGCAGCUCUUCUCUCUGCACUAUUCUGCCUGAGCAGAAGCCGGAGACAGAGGAAACAGAAAGAAGAACAUGACUCCCAGAACGCUGGGCCGAGUGCUAAAGACGACACAUAUGCAGCUCUCGACCGAGCAGGACAGACAUCUAAUGAUGUGUAUCACACACUUACAAUUUUUCGUUCCACUCCUCCUGCUGACACACACACAUCGUCUGACUAUGAGGCUGUAGCAGAAAAAUGUAACACUUUUCACUCAAACGCAGCAACAAAUGAAAAUGUUUAUUCAUAGAUUAUACUUAUUUGUGAAGUUUAUGAGGAGAAUGUAUGUGAAUGUACCAGGGUUACACUGCACUGCGAUAGGUCGUUCCCUAAAUACACAGUAUUUCCUAAAGCAAUUUCUUUUUUUUUUCUUUUUUUUUUGCUACUGUAUACCAUCAUAAUAAAUUUGAAAUAAAUUGAAGAUGUGAAUAAAGUUCAGCUAUAUUUUAACAGUUUAACAGAACUAUUGCAUAAACUGUUUAUUACUUACAACCCCUCAGUCAAGUCAAACUGGAACUUAUGAUCAAUGCAAUUGCAUGCAACUGAUUGCAUGAUUCUGAUGAAAGCAUACAAGUGGUUGACAAUUAUAGUCAUUUACAGACAGCCUCAAGCACAGUACAGUGAUGAGACUAUCAGCCCUAGUAAAACAUUUUAAUUAUGCAAUUGGUAAAUGGAGUUUUUACUUUUACUCCGCACAUUCUAAAGUCCCAGUUUGACUUGAAUGUCCCUUGUAUUUGCAUACAUUAUAAUUAAACACAACAGUGAUCAUAUAGUACGUUAUAGAUAAGCAAAGACAUAGAUGAUGGAUAUACUGAAACUUUCAUUAUUAUCAAUAAAGAUCUCACAUACAGACUGCAAUUGGCUCCAAAUUGGUUAUUAAUAAUUAUAACACAUACAAAAGCACUACUACCACUACU
Clarias gariepinus (North African catfish) is the source of this 2271-nucleotide messenger RNA. RefSeq names its product sialoadhesin-like. Lineage: Eukaryota; Metazoa; Chordata; Actinopteri; Siluriformes; Clariidae. The coding region runs from base 120 to 1604 and encodes 494 amino acids. The transcript is spliced from 10 exons. The record is from RefSeq and is a predicted model, not a curated record.